This is a messenger RNA of Thunnus maccoyii (southern bluefin tuna), 5580 nucleotides long. It is a transcript of the gene snx13, whose product is annotated as sorting nexin 13. Gene Ontology annotation, molecular function: phosphatidylinositol binding. Lineage: Eukaryota; Metazoa; Chordata; Actinopteri; Scombriformes; Scombridae. The coding region runs from base 153 to 3053 and encodes 966 amino acids. Gene Ontology annotation, cellular component: early endosome. The record is from RefSeq and is a predicted model, not a curated record. The transcript is spliced from 25 exons.
GAGAGACGUAAACCUUGCGAACAUGGCGACGCUCCGAGGAGAGUACGGAGAUUGGGAAUACGAGCGAUUUUAACCGAGAAAAAACACUCCUGUUCGUAUGUAACAAUGUGGUGGGGUUAGCCAGAGCCACCGCACGCACAGCCUUUUAGACGAUGUUUGCAGAGGCCAGUCUGUCCAUCUGGGGAUGGGGGGGUCUUGGAGUCGUGCUGUUCCUCGUCACCUUUGGACCCUUUGCCAUAUUCUACCUGGCCUUUUAUAUCUUCUGCUUCAUUGGAGGGGGCUUUGCGGUCACUCUGCUCUAUGGAAAGAUCAACUCCGAGAAACACCUGGAAAAGUGCGAGCACUCUUACUUGCCACCCACUCAAAUUGGUAUACUGAAGACAUUGGAUGAGAUGCGGCUAGAGAUGAAGCCCAUUAAGAUUGACAGGAGACUGACUGGCUCCAGUUUCAUAGAUGAACCACUACAACAGGUGAUCCAAUUUGCUCUGAGAGACUAUAUCCAAUACUGGUACUACACUCUGAGCGAAGAUGAGUCCUUCUUAUUGGAGAUCAGGCAGACGCUGCAGAAUGCCCUCGUCCAGUUUUCCACACGGUCCAAAGAGGUGGACUGGCAGCCUUACUUCACCACUCGCCUGGUGGACGACUUUGCCACCCAUUUACGUGUCUUUCGAAAAGCCCAGGAUCGCCUCGCCGACAGAGAGGACAAGCAAAGGGACAUAACAGAGGAGCUGGUGGACUCGUUCUUUGAGGCCGAGGUGGAGAUGGAAAGGAAGAUUUGUCGAGACGGAGUGUGCACUUCACUCAGAGAUGAAGAAGGUUUCCUUCGAGACUUGUGUGAGUUGCUUCUUUAUCUGUUACUACCUCCUGGAGAUUUCCACAACAAGAACAUGAGAUACUUCCUACGGGAGGUGCUGGCGCGUGGUGUACUGCUUCCUCUGAUCAAUCAGCUGAGCGACCCAGACUACAUCAAUCAGUUUGUCAUCUGGAUGAUACGGGAUUCCAGCUGUAACUAUGAAGCCUUCAUGAACAUCCUGAAGCUGACAGAUAAGCCUGCUGAGCUGGAGGCCGUUAAGGACAAGGUGCUGGAGGAGCUGCAGUACCUUCGCUCGCUGGACACUGCAGGAGAUGACAUCAAUGUAAUCAAGAACCAGAUUAACAGUCUUCUGUUUGUGAAGAAGGUGUGUGAGACCAGGAUCCAGAGACUACAUUCGGGCAAGGAGGUGGAUGCCUUGAAACUGGCAGCCAACUUCGGCAAGCUGUGCGUUAUCCCACUGGAUCACAUCCUUGUCCACAACAUAGCCCUGCAGUUCUUCAUGGAUUUCAUGCAGGCAGCGGGGGCUCAGGCAGAGCUGUUCUUCUGGCUCACUGUGGAGGGCUAUAGGGUCACGGCGCAGCAGCAGCUGGAGGCGAUGUACGGCUGGCAAAAAGAUGGCAAGAAGCAGCCCAGCGCCACCAAGGGGCUGCUGAAGGCCGCUGCACUGGGUGUCUAUGAACAAUACCUCUCUGACAAGGCAUCUCCCAGGGUGCAAGUAGAUGAUACAUCAAUAAGUCAAUUAGGGGAGGCGCUACAGAAAGAGGACCCCACACCUGAGAUAUUUGAUGAAAUCCAGAGAAAGGUGUAUGACAUGAUGCUGCGUGAUGAGCGCUACUACCCCUCCUUCAAGCAGAGUCCUCUCUACGUUCGCAUGCUUGCAGAAUUGGACAUGCUGAAAGAGCCGAGCUACCGGGGAUCUGAUGACGGCGACGGGGAAUCUUUCAAUGGCUCUCCCACAGGAAGCAUAAACCUAUCUUUGGACGACUUGUCCAACUCCUGCCAUGAUGAAACUAUGCACCUACAUGCCUUCAUCUCUGAUACAGCUGAUGCUUGUCUCCCCGGCUUCUGGGGUGCUGCAGGGGUUUGCAACGACCACGGUAAGACCUACGCACUGUACGCCAUCACUGUGUUCAAACGCAACCAAGACGGCAGCGAGGACUGCUGGAAAACCUACCGGCGCUACUCUGAUUUCCACGAUUUCCAUAUGAGGAUCACUGAACAGUUUGAGAACCUGGCGUCGAUCCUCAAGCUGCCAGGAAAAAAGACUUUCAACAACAUGGACAGAGACUUCUUGGAAAAGAGGAAAAAAGACCUCAAUGCUUAUUUACAGUUGCUGCUGAACCCAGAGAUGGUGAAAGCCUGCCCGACUCUGAUUCCUUAUGUCUAUGACUUCUUAGAGAACAAGGCCUACAGCAAGGGCAAGGGAGAGUUUGCACGCAAGAUAGACACAUUUGUGAAUCCUCUCCGGAGCUCCAUGAGGAACGUGUCCAACGCGGUGAAGUCCCUGCCAGACAGUCUGGCUGAGGGCAUGAACAAAGUCUCUGACAACAUGGGUCGCAUGUCAGAAAGACUGGGCCAGGACAUCAAACAGUCCAUAUUCAAGGUGCCUCCACUCCUCCCCAAGUCCGACAUCGACCCUGAACACUGUCGAGUCUCCGCCCAGCUUGAUGAUAACGUUGAUGAUAACAUUCCACUGCGCGUAAUGCUGCUGCUGAUGGACGAGGUGUUUGACCUUAAGGAGAAAAACCAGUGGCUGCGCAGAAACAUUAAGAACCUGCUACAGCAGCUCAUCAGGGCCACAUAUGGAGACACCAUCAACAGGAAAAUUGUGGACCAUGUGGACUACAUGACCUCACCAGAGCAGGUGGCAGAUUAUGUCAAGAAGUUUAGGGAUUCCUACUGGCCCAACGGUAUUCUGGCUGAGACGCAACCCCGUCGGGACAAGAACAUCCGCAUGAGGACGCGAGUAGCCGCUAAGACCAGCCUGCUGGGCAUCAUGCCAGAUGAGCUGAAGCACAUCAUCGGGGCGGACACCACGCGGAAGGGCAUACUGCGCGUCUUCGACAUGUUUCAGUACCAACCCAUGAACCGUCGUCUGGUCUACGUUUUCCUCGAGGGUUUCCUGGAGACCAUGUUCCCUCAGUACAAAUUCCCCGAGCUCUUUGUCAAGUUGCACUCCCGCUCUCCACGCAUACACAGAUACAGCCAGAAACUCAAAUCCUCCUCCCUCAAGAGGUGACAGGAGAGGACCGAGGCAAUGGGACACGGGCCGACGAGAGACACACAAACUUGAGAGCUAAAAGUGAGAGUUUAGGGGGGAGGGGGGGGGCUUGACGUGAACGUUGAGAUAUGUGUGUGUGAUUUCUGCCCCUACCGCUUCCCUCACACACUCUUUUCGGUGAAAAACACUCCAAUUAUCCAGCUAAUUAUUUCUGUCAACACAGAACUGAAAGUUGAAAAACACACACACAUGCGCAAACACAAAUCCUGUAAUUUGCACCAAGACUGAACAUGACAGUCUUUCUUUUAGUCUACAUUAUUUUCCCCCCUCCUUUUUGGAUUUUUUUUUUUUUGUUGUUGUCGUCGUUGUUGUUGUUGUGCUUAGCUUUGGCUGGGCCAGUCAAUGCUGCUUUCUCACGGUCCAGAGAGCAGACCACAAAUACUGUAUUGUUUUUAAACUGCAGGAGUAGAUAGCAUAGACCCACACCUUGCCUUACCUUUCCCGCUUCUGUCUUUUGGCCAGCACAGUCCUACCAUCUCAGUGAGCUGGCCACUCGGCUGUAGUCAAACUUACCCUCAUGCUGUAGACAUUUUAUCUGCAAAAGCUGCAUACUUGUAAACAACAAACAAUAUUUUUGUUUUCAUAGCAACCAAAUAUGUCAAUAGCACUGGGUUAAGAGGCACUGUUUUUAAAAUGUGACUGAACAAAUAUGGGUCGAAAGGAUGAUUUUAAAAAAAAAAAUUUUGUUGAUUUUUUUUUUUUUUUUUUUUUUUUUUCCAGCCUCAGUGCUUCUCUUGAGACAUGAGACUUUUUUUUUUCUUUCCAAAGUGUUACAUCAUCUGUGCCGCUCAUGAUCCUUAAAAAAAAAUAGGCCACAUCCCCUUUAACGCUACUGUCGUAACCCUGUGACAACCAAAGCCCAUGCUGUUCAUACGUGUGCGUGUACUGGUUUGACGUCAAGGAUACUCUGAACAUUACUGUGCUUCAUAUCAUUAAUCAUGUGAAGAAAAAAACAACGCAAUGUUGACCUUUUUUAAUAUAAAAGGUGAGGCUUUGAAGACCCACUGAAGUGUGUUAUAGUUGGUCCCUGUGGGAGGCUCAGCUCUGGCUGUCCAAAGCGCACUAUCAUGUACGCUUCAAAGAAUGUACUCUCUGGUCUAGUCUGUAUUUGGCUUGUGUAGAAUUUUGAGUGAAUGGGAGUGUGUGUGUGUGUGAGUGUGUGAGUUAAGCAAGCAAGAUGCAACCCUCUUCAGUCAGAAACCGUGCCAGUGUGAGCUAGUGAACCAGCCUUAAUACUAUAUACAGUAUAUACUGACCAAGAGACGCACGCUAGAAGUAGCUCUCCUUCACACGACCGAACACGACAAGGAAAUCAAGAUAGAGAUAUGGAGAUAUAUCCCUAAUCACUUUUAUUCAGAGAAAAGGUCUUUAAUUUUGUGCAAUAUAUUUUUUUUCUUUAAUGCAUGUGCAUUUUGAAUCAUUGUAUACUGAAAAAAAAAGUUAAUUCAUAUUGUUUUAAUAGUAGAAAACAUGAAACGUUUCCCCAGAAAUGUCUUCUUACCCCAACAACUUAACAUUCCGUUGUUGUAAAAGUACUACAUUUAUUUUACAGACUUGUUUUAUAAGUCUGAGUUUUUUUUGUUUUGUUUUGUUUGGUUUUUGGGUGUGUGGGGGGUGUUUUCCACUCAUCCCUUACCCACUCGUGCAGAAUCUGUGUUUUUGGGUAUUGAUUCAGGCAGUGGUAGGGUGUUUUUCUGUGCGGCAGCCUGAUGAUUAGCUCACCGGGCUAAAGCUAGUUCAGAGGCAGCCUCGAACAACUGCUUCUUUUUAACUCAUAAGUGGUGUUUUACGCAUUCAAGCCUGUUCUGUUGAGCGUGAACAGACCUUUUGUCAUUAUGAACUGACAGCCGGAGGGACUCCCCGCCCCCUCCCCCCUCCUCCUGUCCAAUAGGCUCGCCAGAGAGCCAUGUCCUGUGACCAAUGGAAUCACUGCUAAUGAGCACUUACCGUAGCAACUAUGGGAGAGCUUCUCCCAUCCGCUAAACGGAGCCCCAUUCUGCUGCAGUCAUUGGAUGGAACUCCUUCGUCUGCUGUGAUUUGCUUGCACUGAGCAGCCCUGGUGGACUCCGAUUGGCUGAGUAGGAGGACAUGAACUUGAACCUCUCGUACAGGGAGGUGAAUAUUUUGUCCCUGCGGUGGAGAAGGAGAUGUCACCUUUAACUUUCUGCACACCUCUCCAUACAGGAAGGCUUGUUUGUUUGUUUUUUAACCCCAGUAUAUAUGAAUCUAUGAUAAUGAAAAUUGUGCAUAUCUGUGUACAGUAUGUGUUAAUAGUGUGCCUAAAUGUACUGUCAACUCUAUUUUCAUAUUUUUCUUUAACCUCAAAAAAAAAAUUCAAUCAGAAUGUCAUGAUCAUUUUACGCGACUGAAAAUGACUUUAGGGUGUUUUUUUGCAUCAUGCUUAUCAAACUCUUCCUUGUGAGCAGUUGUGCUCAGAUCAGUAUAACACUAAUAAAAGGUAACUCAGACUAACUGACCCACAGUG